CGGGACGGGACGGGGCAGACAGGACGGGACGGGAGCGGUCCUAGGUUCGCACGGCGGGAGCGUCCCCGCACCUGCUAUCCCGUAUGCGCUGCGCCCAGAGCAGCGCUGCCGCUGCGGAGCCCUAAGCAAAGCCAAGCGCCCUUCGCCGCCCCCGGGGGGCUGCUGGCGGGCCAUGGCGGUGGCAGGCACCGAGCUGCCCGGCGGCAACGUCAGCGCCAACCAGAGCGCCGCCGACCCCACGGUGUCGCGGGACGUGUGGAUGGUGGGCAUGGGGAUCCUCAUGUCUCUGAUCGUGCUGGCCACCGUCUUCGGCAACGUGCUGGUGAUCACUGCCAUCGCCCGGUUCCAGCGCCUGCAGACUGUCACCAACUACUUCAUCACCUCGCUGGCCUGUGCUGACCUGGUGAUGGGGCUGGCCGUGGUGCCCUUCGGCGCCUGCCACAUCAUCAUGGAGAUGUGGCAGUUUGGGAACUUCUGGUGUGAGUUCUGGACCUCCUUGGAUGUGCUCUGUGUCACGGCCAGCAUUGAGACCCUCUGUGUCAUUGCUGUGGACCGGUACUUCGCCAUCACCUCCCCUUUCAAGUACCAGAGCCUGCUGACUAAGAGCAAGGCGCGCAUGGUUGUCCUCAUCGUGUGGGUGGUCUCAGCCCUCACCUCCUUCUUGCCCAUCCAAAUGCACUGGUACCGGGCAGACCAUGCAGAGGCCAUCCAGUGCUAUGAGAAGGACACAUGUUGUGACUUUUUCACCAACCAAGCCUAUGCCAUUGCCUCCUCCAUCAUCUCCUUCUACGUGCCACUCAUCAUCAUGGUAUUCGUGUAUGCCAGGGUCUUCCAGGUGGCCAAGAAGCAGUUGCAGAAGAUAGACAGGAGCGAGGGGAGGUUUCACACCCAGAACAAGGAGCAGGAGCAGAAAGGGGGAGCUGGGUACCGCCGUGCCUCCAAGUUCUUGAAGGAGCACAAGGCCCUCAAGACCUUGGGCAUCAUCAUGGGCACCUUCACGCUGUGCUGGCUGCCAUUCUUCAUUGUCAACAUCGUGCACGUCAUCCAGGACAACAUCAUUCCCAAGUACGUGUACAUCCUCUUGAACUGGCUGGGCUAUGUCAACUCUGCCUUCAACCCUUUGAUCUACUGCCGGAGCCCGGACUUCAGGUACGCCUUCCAGGAGCUCCUGUGCUUCCGCAGGUCUGCCCUGAAGAUGUAUGCCAACGGCUACUCCAACAGCAACGACAGGGGCGACUACAACGAGGAGGAAAACGGCUACCCCCUGGCACCGGAUAAAACCUGCGACUUGCUCUGUGAAGAGGGUUCCUUCCCUCACCCCGAGGACUUUUUGCACUGCAAAGAGAUCCCUGGGUGUCCAGGAAUGGUCAAGAGUUGAAUGGACCAACCUCUCUUCCUCACCAUCCUGAGCUCAUGAGGGCUCUGAAGAGAUUGAGUGGGAGCACAGCCUUGCUUCCCUGAGCCUGGGGAUGCUGUGGGAAGUGAUUGCCUUGGCAAAUGUCUUCAUCCUAACCCAUAGCCCAUCGUGCAUCACCUGAAGAAGAAGCUGGUGAAAGAUAACCAGGGGACCAGGAAAGGCUCUGCUAGCCUUGGAGG
This is a messenger RNA of Pipra filicauda (Wire-tailed manakin), 1596 nucleotides long. It is a transcript of the gene ADRB2, whose product is annotated as adrenoceptor beta 2. Bases 173 to 1378 code for a protein of 401 amino acids. Gene Ontology annotation, molecular function: beta2-adrenergic receptor activity; norepinephrine binding. Gene Ontology annotation, cellular component: membrane. The transcript has 2 exons. Lineage: Eukaryota; Metazoa; Chordata; Aves; Passeriformes; Pipridae. Gene Ontology annotation, biological process: adenylate cyclase-activating adrenergic receptor signaling pathway; norepinephrine-epinephrine-mediated vasodilation involved in regulation of systemic arterial blood pressure; negative regulation of smooth muscle contraction. The record is from RefSeq and is a predicted model, not a curated record.